AGUGGGCUCAUGGCCAAUCCCUCAUGAAAUGAAAUGUUGCUUAAAUCGAAUUGCGUCCGGAGCCAAACCAACAUAGUGUCAUCUUUCUCUUUAAUCAUGCCUUAAUUUUACAUGCAUGCAUUAUCAUGAUAUUGUAUAAUUCAAAUUAAACUAACUUAUAUAUAGAUAUAUGCUUUACGUAAGUUUUAUCAGCUUAACAGCAGCUGUGAUAUUCUGAUGAAUGUAAAGCAUAGGUAUCUCUGUAUUUAAAAGUUAGGGUGGCAAUUUGAUCUCCAAGCCGUUGAUGCAUCUUCUCCUGGCUUCAUUUCUCGCUUGACGACGACGGAACCGACCAAAAUUUGAAAGAAUCUGAGUGAGAGGCCCGACUGAGGGACAACAUGGCGGCCACCACUACAAUCCCCUGCCGCUUGCCUCCCGGAGCCGUCGGCUGCGGCUUCCUCCUCUUCCGGCCGCUCCCUGCUCGGGUUUCCUGCGGCAGAGCUUUCACGCUGCACCCGUGUCUGCGUCGGCGACACAGCUCGAUCUGCUUUGCGCCCAAGGCGGUGGCUGAUGAUCAGGCCAACGAUGGGGAAAGUGAGUCAAAAGAAACAGAGGAGCUGCGUAUCUCGUCGUCGGCGGAGAGGAAGGCGCGGAAAGAGGCAGAGCGGCGGACGUACCUGAUCGCGGCGGUGAUGUCGAGUCUCGGCAUCACUUCCAUGGCGGUCGCGUCCGUCUACUACCGCUUCACCUGGCAAAUGGAGGGAGGAGAGGUUCCGGCGACGGAGAUGUUGGGGACGUUCGCUCUUUCCGUGGGCGCAGCGGUAGGAAUGGAGUUGUGGGCGCGGUGGGCGCAUCGGGCGCUGUGGCACGCCUCGCUGUGGCCCAUGCACGAAUCGCACCACCGCCCGCGCGACGGCCCCUUCGAGCUCAAUGACGUCUUCGCCGUCAUCAACGCCGUCCCCGCCAUCUCCCUCAUGGCCUACGGCUUACUCCACCGCGGCCUUUUCCCCGGCCUCUGCUUCGGCGCCAAUCAUCAAUCCGUGCAGGGCCUGGGGUUCACGCUGUUCGGAAUCGCCUACAUGUUCGUCCACGACGGGCUGGUCCACCGCCGGUUUCCAGUGGGCCCAAUCGCCAACGUGCCCUACUUCCGCCGCGUCGCCGCCGCCCACCAGAUCCACCACACGCACAAGUUUGGAGGGGUGCCCUACGGCCUGUUCCUGGGCCCGAAGGAGCUGGAAGAGGUGGGUGGAUUGGAGGAGCUGGAAGAGGUGAUCAGCAGGAGGAAUAAGCUCUCCGGCAGAUAAAACUGAAGUUGUCUGUAUUGGUCACUAAUUGUCACUAUUGCUGUGUUUCGCAGUGGUACAAUUAUGACAUCCCCCAUUGAUCCUAUCCCUACACCUUGUCAUUGCUAGCAUAAAGUUCCUCCUAUAUCUCUGUAGGUGGCUUAUUACCAUACACUAUAACAACAGAUGCUAAAUUUGUCAUAAAAUUAUGACUACAAAAUGGCCGGAGGAAAUUACUAAAUUAGAAAUCCUUUUAUAGUUCAUACUGUAGCAAAUACACGUACGAAAUUUUUAGUAUGGCCUUUUGCCACGGAUUGUCAAA
Molecule: messenger RNA, 1584 nt
Organism: Zingiber officinale
Lineage: Eukaryota; Viridiplantae; Streptophyta; Magnoliopsida; Zingiberales; Zingiberaceae
Product: beta-carotene hydroxylase 2, chloroplastic-like
Exons: 5
Coding region: 378-1283 (301 amino acids)
Biological process (GO): carotene metabolic process; xanthophyll biosynthetic process
Cellular component (GO): chloroplast
Molecular function (GO): iron ion binding; beta-carotene 3-hydroxylase activity
Source: RefSeq, a predicted model, not a curated record